Trichosurus vulpecula (common brushtail) is the source of this 8902-nucleotide messenger RNA. It is a transcript of the gene TASOR2, whose product is annotated as transcription activation suppressor family member 2. Gene Ontology annotation, cellular component: nucleoplasm. The record is from RefSeq and is a predicted model, not a curated record. Lineage: Eukaryota; Metazoa; Chordata; Mammalia; Diprotodontia; Phalangeridae. Gene Ontology annotation, biological process: negative regulation of gene expression, epigenetic.
CAAAAGCGAAGGCUCGAAGGAAACGCCGGAGAGCCGCGUGGAGCUAGCUCCUCCCGGUUUUUGUGGAGAUGAAACACAUCAUCUCGUAGAGAUAAAGAAAUUUCCUACUUAAGCCAAGAGAGACGGCGUGCGCAUGUUAGGCAGGAAGUAAUGAAACCUGACAGCUUGGGAGAGGAAAUGAACAAUGACCUGGAGACUAUGGGGACCUCGGCGGUGGCAGUGACAGCACCUGAGACAGGGAUAUGAUUUACUCCCCGAGGACUGCUUUAGCUGCAUUCCAGAAAUUUUGUUUUUCAGAAAUUAUCAGUGACUUCAGAUUCUGAUUUCCAAAGAGCAAUUUCAGUACUGCAUAGUUCUUACUUGGACUCUUCAUCUGAGAAUGGUUUUCAUUACAGAGAAGUGACUGGUGAAAAAUGACUUUUUCUUAAAGAAGUAUAAAACUUUGUAUCAACAAAAGAAAGCAAGCAACUACACUACAGAGGCACUUCAUGAAACUUACGGUUUUCUUCUGUUUGACAAAGAAAGUCAGGCUAAACUAGUAUGUCAUUUUGGACUGCGUGGGCAAUAGUACUGUUGCUACCUUGGGUGAUCCAGCAAAAGGUGUAUAUAUUUCCAAAUAUUUGGAUUCCCUUCAUCCAAGACCCUGGUAUCAUGGAAAAUAUGGCUACAUUGUCAUUUUUAAUCUAAUUACGGGAAAAGUCAAGGCUAUACUUGAGAAUUAUACAGAUAACUAUACCAGUCCGUCUUUUGGCUACGAUUGCCAUGUGGCUGCAAAUAUCAACAAGGUUUCUCUCAAGACAAGCCAUUUUCGAGCCUUUGAGCUGAGUCAGUAUUACCUCUGUGAAUUUUUAGGCAACAGUGUUGUUGGAUGACCCAGGCAAAUCCUUCCUCACAUAAUUGUAGCUUUUCAGUACGGUGAACCUAACAGGAUGUCAACUUUAGCUCAUAAAAAUAUGAUUGAAUUUGAUGAUGAAGUUCUUAUCUCCCCAUGGAGAGGACAGUUAAUUAUUCAGGGACAACUGAUAUGUGAUUUAACACUCUGGUCGCCUCAUGGUGCAGUGAUUCCAGCCCAGUUACCCCGGCAGCUAGAUGCUAAAUAUGUUAUGGAAGUAUCUACUUUGAAGAAGAAGCUACCAGAAUCUGCUUUUAGAAAAAGCAAUUAUUUGGAAAGAAAAGUCUGUUACCAAGGUUUAUGCUUCAGCAUGUAUGAAGUGGAAAUAUCAAACAAACAGGGGAAGAGAUUAGAUCAACUAACAGAAUACAUAAAAACUAAGAAAUUGGCAAUUAUAAAAUGUUUAGAAGAUCAAGGGUUUCUCAUUUUGCUUACAUCAUCUGCCUUACUGUGGGACACAGAUUUUGGUGAUGAACAUAUGAACCUAUAUGCCUUGUUUUUAUUCCCGUCAUCAUUGUCAACAGGUAGGAAAGAAUCAAAAUGUGAAGAUGACAUUUCUGUGAGAGUUGUACCUAUUUUGCCUACCCUUCAUUGUGCUCUACUGGAAGCAAAGAAAUUUUUGUCGGAGGAAGAAGUCCAUCCAAAUGUGUUAGUGAAGCAUCAUUUCCAAGAAUUUGCCAAACUGAACAAAAAUUCAUCAUUGUCUUCCCAAAAUUCAUUUGAAGAACCAGAGCUUUUUCCAUUUGACACACUGUCUAGUGAAUUUAAGUCAGGUCAUCGUUCUGAAAAAUGUACUCAGAAGACUUUAACUCGUCUGAAGUCUUACUUUUCAGAUCCUAGUGGUUAUGCUUUGGAAAUAAGCACAGCCUUGGAUUUGCUAGCAGGGCAUUCUCCAUCACCUUUUUCUAUUUCUCAUGGAGUGUGUGAUGUUGGCUUCUCUCUCUUUAUGCCUCCGAAUCCUGAAUUUGCCAACUCAGAGGCUCAAAUGAAAAAUGAAACUGAAAAACACAAAAACUCUGAGGGGACAGGUAAGGCUAAUGAGAGUACUCUACAGUUGUGUCCAGCAUCAAAUCUUAGAAUCCAGCCGAAGAGAAAAGCAAGUAUGUCAGUUGUGAUGCAGAAUAAAAAGGUGAACUUAUGCCGACCUUUCUCCAAAAAGACAGGACCUGUAACAACCAUUGAAACCACAGUUAAGCUAGCAAAAGGUCAAUUUCCUCAGAAAAGGAAAAGAGGUGCUGAAGUGUUGACAGCACAGUUUAUACAAACAACAAAAUUGGAUCAGAAAAGCCAAGAGACUUCUAUUUCUGAAAGUGUGCCAGUGGUAACUAAUGCUAAAAAGGUAAAGAAACCAGAAACAUCUCCAAUCAAGACUGUGCCAAGGGUUAACCAAGCCAUGAAAAAACCUCCACAGAAACAGAGAGUAAAUAUAGUAAAAAGCAACCAAAAUCCAAGAAUUAGAAAACAACUACAACCUGCCAAAAGAGAGAUUCCUUCCCAGCCACCAAUUAAAAUUCUGUCAAAUAACCAAGAUGAUGAACGUAUUGAGAAUACAAUUCAACUUGGAAGCCCUGCUGUUGUUCAGUCAGAUCUUCAAGAAAACUGCAUUGGUCACUUUGACUCCCAAGCCCUAAAUAUGUUGGCUGAUCUAGCUCUAAGCUCUGCUACCUCUACCACCUCAUCAUCUGUUCACAGAGAUCUGUCUUCCUCCUCUGACUUGACGCAAAACAAUAUUUUGUUCUGUAAAGAAAAUCCUUUGCAAGGUACUUACGAUCAUGAAUAUCACCGGCUGGCUAAAAACCAAAGAUGUGCAUUGUAUUCUCUUGAACUAUCCAAGCCAUCUUAUGAACAAACUGAUUCAAGGACAAAUUUACCUGACAGCCAGAGUGAAAAAAGUUUGACUCAGUAUAGUCAAAUAUCUGUGACCCAGGAAGCACUUCCUAAAGAGACUCUAGAAUCUUCAGACGAAAGCAAUAGCACUAGCUCUUUUAUUGCCAUAGAACAUUCUUAUGCCUUACUCUCUGCUGAACAUUCAAAGAAACAUCUGCAACAGCGUGGAACACAAGGUCCUACCUUUGCAAAGAAUGGCACAAAAGGCCCUGAGGCAGGGACUCCAGUGGGCAAAGUGAUGCCAUUUCGGCAUCAGCAUAACACUCCACCUGUUCAAAAGCUUUUGCUGGAUCCAAUCAUAAAACAUAAGAGUCGAUUGUUGCCUUCCAACUUAAAAGAAGAUUUUUGUCAUUCUCACACAGUAUUUAGCUGUGAUGACUCCUUAAAGGUUACUUGUAAGUGUGAAACAGAAUAUGUCUUCAGCUUAGAUAGUAAAUAUACUAAUAACCCACUGGAGAAAACUGUAAUACGAGCUUUACAUGGACCCUGGAAUACUGAUGUACCAGAUAAUGUAGAAGAAGUGAAGCUUAUUCUUCAUAUGUGGGUAGCCCUGUUUUACAGCAAUCAAAACAAAGUCAUACCCUCAGCUCGAAAAGUAGUAGAGCAUAGCAAUCCAGCGAAAUACGUUUCUAUAAAUAGCACUUUGGAUCCCUUGGAUUUCAGCGAUUCUCCAUUGGAGUCCAGUUGGCCUUCAAGUAGUUCUACCGCUGGAGUAUUAUUGGCCUGUACCAACAACAUCAAGCCAUCCACAAGUGGCUUGGAAGACAGAGCUACUUUAGCAGGGGAGGCCCAUCAGGAUACCCCAGAAUUCCAGAGCACUAUCUGUUCUUCUAAUAAUGAGGUAAUUCGAAAAAGAGUGGAACAGGAAUUACCAAGUAAUAUAGAGACGCCUAAUAUUGUGCUUUCUAGUAAUGCAAGUACUCAAACUAGAGAACCUUCUGUUGCUGAUGAAAAUGAAAAUUCACAGAAAGCUGCUAACUUAAGGGCAGUAUCUCAAAAUGGAAUCAACGAUCAGACAAUGAUCUGUGGAACUUCUAUGAACAGAGCGUUAGAAGACAGAGAUGACUCUGCCUAUGAAGCACUAGGCACAAAAGCAAAUACUUUACAGAACAAUCCAGAGCAUAGCAGCACCAGAAACAAAAUGACAGAGAGUCAGGAGUCAUUAGAAAACAAAGAUGGCGAUUUGGAAUAUGUAAUGAUCAAUUUGGAACCAAUUACUUUCACUUUUGAGAAAAAUGCCUGUCUGCCUGUGGAAACAGGAUUUGCAAGUGGAGCUGCUAAAAUACCAGACUCUGAUAGACAAUUAGUUAAAAAAGUAUCACCUGUUGAAAGUCUUAGACAACAAAUCCCCUUCCGUGAAAUAGCCCAAGCACAAGGUGCUUCAUCGGCAAAUCAGGAUCUCCAAGACAUUCCAUCUAUGGCAGCAAAUGUAUCAACAGGAACUAAAUAUCUCUGUACCUCUUCUGUUACUAGAGAGACUCUUGCUAAGGAAACUGGCUCACUUCAGAAAGAAGUUCCCAUUCCACUGUCAACAUCACCAUCAAGUACGAUGUUAAUUGAGGCAGUCUCAUCAGUUGUAAGUUCUGGUGAUCAGGCAACCUCUGAUGAAACAAAACUACCUCAGGACACCUUUCUACAGACUCCAGGGCUCUAUAGCAUAUCGUCUGAAGAGGUUAUAGAAUCAUCCCAGGUUGAAGAAAUAGUUUUAACACCUACUUUUGCCCCCUUGGAAAACAAGCAGACUGCUUCAGCUGGUUAUAUUCCAUCAAGAGCUUCUAAAUUAAACUAUCCUUUAGGAAAGGAGACAAAUGAGAGUGGCUUGAACAGUGAAAGGAUGAAUUUUGAAUCUGUUAACUUAGCAUUUACCAAAGAAACUUGCUUAUCUUUGGGCAGAGAGGCAGUCAGCAUAGAAUUAUCAGAUGAUUCAGAUAUUGAAGUAGCACUAACGAUAUCACCACCUACAAGUCCUCGAGACCAGGCACAAUCUGAUGAAAUUAUGCAGAUUCAGGCUGUUCCAUUAGAGAAUGUAGAACUUCAAGUUGUAGCUGAAGAAAUAAUUGAGCCAGUAAACACAACUUUCCCCAAAAAUAGAGGAACCAAUUCUUCUGACUAUUCCUCACUUCAUACUGCAGCGUUGCAGAAACCAUUAGAAAAUAAAGAAUGUAAAAGAGAUGCUAUAGAUCCAGUUACUUUAGUAGUUGCUAAGGAAUCAUGUGCACUUGAGAUUGGACAGGAAGUUAAUAUUAUCUCUAACUCACCCUUUGAUGGUGCCUUAAUUGAGCCAGUGUCACCAGCUUCAAUUCCUGAUGAUCAAGUGCCAUCUAAAGAAACACCACUAUCUCAGGAUAUUCCUCUUCAGAUGUUAGAACUCCACAGUGCAAUAUCUAAAGAAGUUAGUAAAGCCACCCAGAUUCAGUCAAUAGAUUUAUCUUCAGAAGAAGAUAGUGCAUCUGCUAGUCAUAUUUUACCAGGAGGAAAACCUGCUACAACACAUGGGAAACCAACAAAGCUUUCUACUGAAAUGGCUUUGCCCUUAAUUGAUUAUACAGAACAAAAAGAAAGUCACUUACUCCUUCACAGGAGAGCAGUUGAAGACCCUGUGGUCCAAAAUAAGUAUGAUGAUGCUAGAUUUUUCCCAGGAAAUUUUCAGUGUUCUGAUACAGCAUUAAACCAGACCACUUCGGUUGCUAAGUGUGAGGACUACAAGACUUCUUUUCAAGAAUUGGAAAGAUCAGAUAAUCUUUUGCAACAAACUAGUGAGGAAAACAAAAGUUUGGACUUAACACAUACUGUUUUGGACACCCACAAAGCUCCACUUUGUCUUAGGAAGUUGAUAGAAAAUAGGUCUGUAGCUGAGCAAAUCCAUUCUUCAGCUGAAUCUGAUCUGACAAGUAAUUCAUUGGACCACAAGAGUAGCCCUUUGAACAGCAGGAAGGAUUUACGUGGGCAAGAUGAAUAUGAUUAUUUACAUAAUAAAACUCUGAAUUCGACUUCAGUUGAUCAAUCUGAUUUUAUACAGAUGUAUUCACCCUCAAAGAACCCAAAUGUUUGUAUUUCCGUGGAUGAUACUUCACAUCAAAGUAGAUCAGGACAACUAAAUGAAGAGAAGUUUCAAGAGCAUGGAAUUUCAAUGGUCAAUAGUCUAAAAAAUGAUGAAGUUAUUUCCACUUUGCAUGAAGAGUCCAUCAAUUUAAAAGGAACUAGCCUUGGGUCAAGCCUCACAUCACUGUCAAAAGGGGAGGGAAAAACACAGAUUCAUCAGGAAGUUUCAGUAUGUGAAACAAAAGAUCAGUCAAAUGGCAUUUUUGCCACCAAAGAAUCUAACAUGGCAUGCAGUGGUACAUACCAAAAUGUGGCAAACAUAGCCAAAAACAUGGAGGAAGAACAUGCUGCUUUAGCUAUUCAAAAACCUUGGGAAGCCUCUGGAGAGCUUGUAGAAGAUGAGAAUUCCAUAGAGGAGACUGGAACUGAGAAAGAUAUGAAAUCCCCUGAUAGAAAUAUAGAUACGAAUUUGAACACUGAAAUUUAUUAUGAAUCACUUUCUGGAGAAUCUGACCAAGAAUGUUUUGGGGAUAUUAAACACUCCCAGUUGCAGUCCGAAGAUUCUUGUCCCUUGAGAACCAGUCAUGCCAACGAAGUUGAAGAAGCUACCAUAACUAAUUAUGAUACUCUGAUGAAUAAUAGGACUGUCACAACAAGUAGUGACAUUGAGAGCUGGAAUUAUUCUCAUAAAAGUGCAGUGGCAGAUGAAAGUGCCCAGCAAAGAAGCUGUUCAACUGGAUUAAAGAAAGGGGAUAAGUAUGUACCCUUUUACAUUAAAAUCCGAGAUCCUAACGGCACCCCCAGGACUUACACUAAUUUUACUGUAACUAAGAAGCUCAAAGACACCACUAGGACUUUACAUAACCUAAAGCAGCACCCUUGUGUUACAGCUCGGUGUGGCUUGAUCAGCUCUUGGACAAGUACCUGGCAGGUGGCAGAUGAUCCAACCCAGAAUACUUUGGAUCUAGAAUAUCUGCGGUUUGCACAUAAGCUAAAACAAAUGGUAAAGAAUGGGAAAUCUCAGCUUUCUGGUACUAAUUCCAGUCCUUUGCCAAAGGAAUCACAUGUCCAGAAAACUGUUGGAGUUUUUCCCUUGACAAAAGUAACUGAGACUCCAGUUAUACAUCCAACCUCCAGGAGCAGAAGUCCACUGCUGGUAACAAUUAUGCACUCAGAACCAAGACAACAUACCUCAGACUGUCACAAAAAAAAUCAAAAGCAUAGUGACCUUAACAGUCUUUCCUCUUCCAGGCAAGACAGGGGUAGCCAGAGUAGAGCUAUUCCAAAUAAUGAGAGAGAUCCAGCCACUUCUUUGCACCUCAAUAAGUUGAAAUAUGAUAGGAAGCUGAAAGAAUCUCGGAAUGACAUUUCACUCAUUCUUAGUGAAUAUGCUGAAUUCAAUAAGGUGAUGCUUAAUAAUAGCCAAAGGAACUACCAAGCUAAUGAUAUGAGUGUUACCUCUGAAAAGGCUACAUCCCCUAAGAUAUCAUCUUUCCCAAGGAGAAUGGCUUCCUAUGAACACAUGAUUACAGAUUUGUGUUCCAGUUUGCAUGUCAAACUGAAAAGCGUUAUAAAAGAGGCAUGUAAAAGCACCUUCCUGUUCUACCUGGUUGAAACAGAAGAUAGUUCAUUCUUUAUCAGAACAAGGAGUCUGCUGAGAAAAGAAGGCCAUAAAGAAAUUGAACCCCAGCAUUUCUGUCAAGCAUUGCACAGGGAGGCUGAAACAUUAGUAGUCAUCAUUAAAAAUGAGGACAUAUCAACACAUGUACAUCAAAUUCCUUCCUUGCUGAGACUGAAGCAGUUCUCCAGUGUCAUGUUUGCUGGAGUUGACAGCCCAGGAGAUAUCCUGGAUGGUACCCAUCAGGAGCUGUUUCGUACAGGAGGCUUUGUGGUGUCUGAUGACAAAGUAUUAGAAGCUGUAACAUUAGUUCAGCUAAAGGAAAUUGUCAAAAUCUUGGAAAAACUAAAUGCAUAUGGAAGGUGGAAAUGGUUACUUCAUUAUAAAGAAAGUAAAAAACUAAAAGAGGAUGUAAGAAUAGAUUCAGUUGCUCAUAGCAAGAAUUUAAUAUUGAAAUCAUACCAGAGUGCAAAUAUCAUUGAAGUGCUUCAUUAUCACCAGUGUGAUUCCAAAUCACCGACAAAAUCUGAAUAUUUGAAAUGUCUACUGAACUUACAAGUUCUGCACAUCAAUGCCAGGUUUGCUGUGUAUCUAACAGAUAAACUCAAUACCUCCAGAGAGAUAUUUGAAAAUAGUGGAAUCCUUGUUACUGAUAUAAAUAACUUUGCUGGAAUUGUACAAAAGGCAGCUCCAUUUGAGGCAACCUAUUGGUGAUGAAAGUACCAGUUCUGAUGACUUCUAGGACUAACAACAGUGAUGAAAUAAUUCCCUCUUCCUGUUCUGCCCUCCCUAACCUCAAACAGUUACCUUCAGGAAGAAAUGAAUCCACUUUUCACACUUACACUAUAAAUUUGUCAUUAUAAUGCAGACAUCCUUAGAGGAUCAUUUUCCUUUCAAUAUAGUCUGCUGAAAUGUGAUUUAUUUCAGAAUGGCACAGUAGACUUAAUUGUUAAGCUUUGGAUUAUAGGUUUUUAAAUUAUUUUUAAACAGGAUGCCUUUUAAAGCUAGUAGCAUACAUUAUUAAAGUGAAAAAUAGGGAAAUGUUACUGAAAGGCUACAAGUUGGAAAACUAAUGUAAAAGUCCAUUUUAACAAGUGUAUUUUUUAUGGUUGUAUAUGUAAAUAAGGCAUAAGUAGUACAUGUUAUGGUCUGAAAUUCUUUUUAUACACUUUACCCAUCUUGUAGAAAAUUAACCUAAAUGUAUUAGUCUACUGCUACACUACGUGAAGUUAAUUUUUUUUUUCCUAAAUGGUACCUAUUUGCAGUUGUUCAGUUUUUGUAAAUAGCUCACUACACCGUUAAUAUUCUGAGGAAUAGUAAUCAUAUGUUUAUGGUAUUUCAGAAAUUUCUAUAGUAGUCUUUGAACACUUCGAAGCUAAACAGAAACUUUGUAUUAAGAUGUGGUAUCUAUUUGGAAGAUAGGUUUUAUACCUAAUUUUUAAAAAAUAAAAACAAAUAAAAUA